AUGAUAAGAUCAGGAAUACGAACUAUGGCUUCUGUAGCCUCUAAAGAAAACACGAAAGUUAUCAAUUCUGGGCUAAUACUUUCAAGAAUUCCUAUUGUAACUCCAGAUUUAACGGAAUUCGAAAAAAAAUAUUAUAAUUAUCAGUCUGAACUAGAAAAAAGGUUGAUGUGGACAUUCCCAUAUUAUUUUUACUUCAGAAAAGGUACAUUGGCUGAAAGAAGGUUUUUAAAAGCUCAAAAGUAUCCAGUAAGCAAACAGCCAGGUGUUUGGUAUCCCAAAGGUAUCCCUGAUAUCAGACAAAAUAGAGAAAGAAGAAGUAAGCAAGAUGUUAUUUUACCUAAGGAACAAGAAGAUAUAAAUGAAUCAUUAGAAAAAAUUUCCAGACCGGUCGUUCCAAAUCCAAGAACUACUAAAGCAGAUGAAACUGGGGAUUUAACAAGUUUAGAAAGAAAAUUAAGUCGUACGUUAUACUUGCUUUUAAAAAAUAAGACAGGUGAAUGGGAAUUCCCAACUUUCCAACUGAAAGAAGAUGAUGCACUUCUACAUUUAAAUGCAGAGACCGGUUUAAGAACUUUAGGUGGUAAAAAUAUUAACACUUGGACUGUUUCAAAAACACCUGUAGCUGCAUAUGAAAAUAAUAAUGGUAGUGAUAUUACGUUUUUCAUUAAAUCUCAUAUUCUUGGUGGUAAGUUUGACUUACAAGAAAAUGAUACAUAUUCUAAUUUUGCAUGGUUAACUAAAGAUGAAGUUAAAAAUCAUAUUAAAACUGACUAUUUUAACAAAGUUGAUUGCUUACUAUCAAAAGUAUAA
Molecule: messenger RNA, 810 nt
Organism: Henningerozyma blattae CBS 6284
Lineage: Eukaryota; Fungi; Ascomycota; Saccharomycetes; Saccharomycetales; Saccharomycetaceae
Gene: MRPL17
Product: mitochondrial 54S ribosomal protein mL46
Exons: 1
Coding region: 1-810 (269 amino acids)
Cellular component (GO): mitochondrial large ribosomal subunit
Molecular function (GO): structural constituent of ribosome
Source: RefSeq, a predicted model, not a curated record